Drosophila persimilis is the source of this 1114-nucleotide messenger RNA. RefSeq lists its product as uncharacterized. The record is from RefSeq and is a predicted model, not a curated record. The transcript has 2 exons. Bases 22 to 1107 code for a protein of 361 amino acids. Lineage: Eukaryota; Metazoa; Arthropoda; Insecta; Diptera; Drosophilidae.
UUCUCAAUUCAGUUCAAUUCAAUGCCGCCCAAACAAACGAUCGCUGAGCUGCAGCACUUGUAUGAUGAACGCUGGAUCUAUCCACCGAAACUAAAACCGCCAAAGAUCAAGAUUAUAGCCUGCGGCCGGGAUCCUUCGUAUGGCGGAAAAAAGCCUGUGUACAAGCCCUGCUGGGAGAACCCCCUCUCAGUUACCAACGAUGCCCGCUUCGGCCCGUGCUGGGAGUAUCCGCCGGAGCGAUACAAGCGUCGCCCUUUGCCGCCACCUUGCCGGGGAGCUACUAUACCACUCGAUGUACUGGAGCCCACAUUAGAUCACUGCAAGACGCUUUACACCAUCUAUGAUUUCAGACUGGAGCAGUGCGUCCAUGAGCAGAUUCUUCUGCUAGAGACGCAGUUCAAGGAGCUGGAGAAACAGCUGGCUGGAGCCAAGGUCUUGCAGAUUAAAAUGGCCGAGACAAUGCGCUAUCACGCCAUGCGCUAUCGACUGCUGGUCGGAGAAAGUUGCUGCACCAAUAUCUAUCCCGAGUACCUAAGUCGAAUGACCGCCGAACGAUCGCUGUGCGAGUUCCAGAAGGCCUACAAUGUCAUUAACCAGUCCAAUGACCAGCUAUCGAAAUCUCUGUUGAGCAUUCGCCAGUCCAGGAAGGAGUUGGAGGUGCGUUUGAGCAAGCUGGAUCGUACUUUGCAGAGCCCGUUCCUACUCAAGCUGGACCACGUGCUGCAGACCAUCGAUGACAUUAACCAGUACUUCUUCGGUGUGGCCGUCAAGCUUCUGACCUGGGCCGAGCUUAUGGACCCCAACAAGGAGUACUCCAUUGAGGACUAUCUGGCGUUGCUCUCGAAGAAGCGUGAUUUCAAGAGCUUCCUGCGUGCCGGAACAGAGCACUGCACCUGCAAGCGCUGCAACAAAAAGGACCCACUGACCCCGUAUUGCCCUUCGUGGUGCCGGAAAGAGGACUCCAGUGAGGAUUGUGUCAAGCGGCGUACGAACAACUAUCUUUGCAAUAUUGGUAUCGCUGCCAAGCUGACUCGCAGUGACAGCAAAUUUAGCACAGAGUCCAGUGACACCUCCAGACUGGUGAAAAUGUCACAGAAAGUUGAAUAAAAGUUAU